AUGAACCACAUUGGCAGGACGGUCACCCAUGCUGGCGCUGCGGAGAACAACACAGUGAACACCGCAACCAUUGAGAAGAAGGAUCGCAAGGCAUCGCCCCUGCAGCGGGGAGGAACCCUGCAAGGGGAGGCCGCGGCGGGCAAGGAUGCCUCUGACAAGUUCAAGGCCAUGGCCGCAGGGGAGAGCACGGCUUCCCUCCAGCCUCAGGUGGUGGACGGCAAGUUUACCGAGCCCCGCUGGAAGGAGGGGCGCUGGGUCCUGGAGUCCUUCCGCGACUCCAAGGGCAACAUGGACUGGGAUGCCGUCAUCACGGCCGAGAUGACUCGCCGGAGGAUGCUGGAGGGAAACCCCAUCCCCUCUGUCAACGAAGACCCCGUGAGGUUUGACACCUCUGAGAUCCCCUGGUGGGCCUGGGUUCGCCGCUUCCAUCUCCCAGAGGCAGAGAAGCUGAAUGGGAGGGCAGCCAUGCUGGGAUACUUCCUGGCUCUGGGAGUGGACAAGCUGACGGGUGUCGGCCUGUUGGAUCAGCAGGAGUCCUUCCUCGGCAAGGUGGUGCUGCACGUCGCCGUCUUUGGAGUGCUCCUGUUCCGCACCACCGGCGACUUCAACAAGUACAAGAACCUGUUUGACGAGGCCACAUUUUACGACAAGCAGUGGAAGGCGUCCUGGGAGGGCCAGGUUCGGCCAUCCGAGAAGGAGUGA
Messenger RNA from Auxenochlorella protothecoides, 702 nucleotides. RefSeq lists its product as hypothetical. The record is from RefSeq and is a predicted model, not a curated record. The transcript has 6 exons. NCBI's taxonomy places the organism in Eukaryota, Viridiplantae, Chlorophyta, Trebouxiophyceae, Chlorellales, Chlorellaceae. Bases 1 to 702 code for a protein of 233 amino acids.